AUGCGGUUUGGUGAAAGGCUCACUUUGGAAGUUUUAGGCAGUGAAGACAAAUCUCAACACGAAGCAACAAUUUCUACCAUCGAAAAAAAAAUAACUCAAGCCCCACUCGGAAAAUUCUUGUUCACCCGGGAAAGUUUGGCUAGAGACGAAGUAAAACGAGGGGUUAAAAAUUUUCGGCGAGGAAAUUGGUCUGAGUCUUUUAACUCUGUGGCCAAUCUUACUAAGCGUGCUUUGUGGAAAGAAAUGAAUAAGACUAAGCAAGAUAUUGAUGAUUAUCCUUACGGAGGCGGAGCCGGAAUGUUGCUAAAAAUUGAGCCAUUAGUGUGGGCUUUAACUAGUAUUCAAGAACUCUACCCGCAAAGUUAUUUUAUUUUACUUUCUCCUCAAGGAAGAACAUUUCAACAAAAAGACGUAGAACGCUUGCUUAAUCAAGCGCCCAAUUUAGUUUUUAUCUGCGGACGUUACGAAGGAUUUGAUGAGCGGAUAGUUAAUUACGUGGAUGAACAAAUUUCCGUGGGUGAUUUUAUUACUAUGGGGGGGGAAAUACCAGCCCUGGCUAUCACUGAGGCUUUAAUCCGGGCUGUUCCGGGUGUUAUUCGAGUAGAAUCUUACCAGCAGGAAACCUUUACUAACUCCCGGUUAGACUUUGCUAGUUACGCUCCACCACGAAUUUUUGAAGGUUUGGUGGUGCCCGAAGUCUUGUUAUCGGGUGACCACCAAAAGAUUGCAGAGGAUAUUAACAAGUGUGACUUAAUAAUAUUAGAAGAGAUACUGCUGAAAUUAUACAACACUCUCAAAGAUAACCAACGGGUGGCCAUUUAUGAGGAAAUAAUCGAAGAACAUUAUCUUUUUUCUGAUUCUGAGAAACGAGAAUUAAAAAGUGGUUUCCAACAAGCCAAGUUGUUUAACCACCAAAAAAACCGGGGAAAGGCAAAGAAAUUAAAUUUGCUUGUCGUGGAAAAAAUGUUGAACCAACAGAUUCAAAAGAAUCCGAGUUACGGUUUACCGGAUGAUAACACCCCAGAACGGCAAACAAAAUUACGACAAUUACAAAAAAAACUAGAAAAAUCUCGAGAAAAAAAUCAAAGAGAAUUAAAGGGCUACUUAGAAGAAAUAUUUCUAAACUUUUUGGACGCUACUCGGGAAACUUCUCUCGAAAUUCUGAAAGCCGCUCGAAAUGGCGAAAAAUUAGAAGAACAAUUUGAAGAACGAUUUAGGGAAAAUGAAGAAGUCAAAGAGAUGUUAGUCAAAGUCAAAAAAGAAAUUGCCGAAAAAGCCGCAAAGUCUAGUCAAGUAUUAGAAGAGGAAUUGAGAAAAAUAAGAGAACAAUCCCAAAUAUUAUGUGAAAAAUACAAAGGGUCGUUUGAAGAAGGAAAGAAAGAAUUAGAAUUAUUAGAAAAAAGAUGUCAAGAAGCCCAAGAAAAAUUAUCUCGGAUUUUGGGAAAAAUAAGUGCCAGAGGUGGUGAAAUGAGGGUAAGUUUUGGUUCGGGAAUAGAAGAAAAGUUUGAAGGAUUAAGAGAAUUUAUUGGUAUUGUCAAAAAUGGUUUAGAAGAGAACCAAGAAAAAUUGCUCGCCUUAAUUAUUGAUGAAGAUUUAUCUUUUAUUAAAGAAACUUUUGCACAAUCAGAAAUUUUUCAAUUAAAAACUCUGGUCCAAUCGCUAAUUCCCAAUUUUGACGAAUCUCGGGAUAAUUAUACGGCGGCUUUGAUUGAAAAAACUACUGCCAUCAAUCACGAAAAAGAUUUAUUGAAAGUCCAAAUUGCUGAAUUAGAGAAGGAGAGAUUAGAAAAAAACGAAAGAAUUUUGAUUGAAAAUAUCAAAAAAGUGGCGUCUUAUAAUUAUCUCCCUCUUGGCGAAGAAGAUUUAAAAAAACUAGAAAGGGAUUCGUUACAAAAAGUCCAAGAAGAUUUUACUAAAACCCAACAAAUUGUUUUUAGUCAUCUAAAAGAGUGUGCUGUCAUAUUACUCAGCAGUAGCAGUGGUUUUACUAAUACUAGUGGUUGCGAUUUGCUUCGUCUAGAACAACAAGCCAAAACAAUCAAAAACGAGUGUCAAGCCAAGAGAAACAAAAUACAGCAAUUAGAAAAUAGAAAUCGUGAGUUGACUACUAAAAAACAAGAAUUAACAACUCAACUAGCAGAACAAGAAGAACUUCUGGAUUCUUUUCAAAAGCAAAUAAUAAAAGCCGAAGAAACCGAGAUAAAAUACAACGAACUAGAACUCAAAUACCGCACCGAACUACAAAGUUUUCAGGUGGCUAAUAACUCCAUUCAAGAAAAAGAAGAAAAUCUGGAAUUAUUUAUUAGUCUCCAAGCCAAAAAAAGGGAAUUGAAGCAAUUAAAAAGCACCUUAAAAACCAAGUUAGAAAAUGCUAGUCUCCUAAAAAAUUUAUUAACUAAUCAAGAGUUAUUAACCGGAUUGCCAACCGAAAGUGGUUAUCAAAGAACUCUUAGAUUGAUUGAAAACCAAUUACAACAAGUUAAAGAACAAUUACAAACCAAAUUAAGCGAAGAAGAAAUUAGUCAACUUUGCCAACUACAAACCGAAAUAGUUAAAUUGGAAAUGAAGUUAGAAAAAUUAUCAGCCGAAAGAAUGGAAAACUUCCAAGAAGAACUUGCCCAGGCUAAGAGAGAAGCAUGUGCAAAACUUCCUGAUUGGGAAGGGGAGUGUGAAUUUAUUACAAAGGAAGAAAAAGUAAGCAAAAGAGACCAAAUUAAUCGGGCUGUCAGUAGCAAAGAAGUUAAAAAAGCGGAGGAGAAAAAUGAACUUCCUAAGCAUUUAGUUAGCGUAGAAUUACUUUACUACCAACCAGAAGACCGUCAAUCUAUUAUUGAGAAUGAGGCGGGAACUAAACGAGUCUUUCUAUGA
This is a messenger RNA of Racocetra fulgida, 2868 nucleotides long. NCBI's taxonomy places the organism in Eukaryota, Fungi, Glomeromycota, Glomeromycetes, Diversisporales, Gigasporaceae. The record is from the annotation of a GenBank genome assembly.